Lasiodiplodia theobromae is the source of this 1110-nucleotide messenger RNA. RefSeq names its product Regucalcin. Gene Ontology annotation, molecular function: gluconolactonase activity; calcium ion binding. Lineage: Eukaryota; Fungi; Ascomycota; Dothideomycetes; Botryosphaeriales; Botryosphaeriaceae. The record is from RefSeq and is a predicted model, not a curated record. The transcript has a single exon. Gene Ontology annotation, biological process: L-ascorbic acid biosynthetic process. Bases 1 to 1110 code for a protein of 369 amino acids.
AUGGCAGAACCCUCGCAGCAGACCGGGCGCCGCAUCCCCCUCCACCCCAGCACCGCGCUUACCCUCACCGACCUAACCAACACGGCCCCUUUCCACCGCAGCACGCCGCAUCCCAUGGUCCUCGGCGAAGGCCCCAUCUACCGCGCCAGCGACAGCACGCUGCACUGGUUCUCGUGCCUGCCGGACCCGUCCACGACGCCGCCCACGCCGCCGAGCCUGCACGUCUUGCGCGUCGAUCCGGAGACGGGGUUGGCCGCGGCUACCGGAGAAGAAGCUGCUGCGCGCGUAGUGCCGCUCGAAGAGUCCGUGACGGUCGCUGCGUUUCGCGCGGGGAAGCCGGGCAGUUACGUUUGUGCGUAUUAUGCGGGCAUCGCGUGGAUGGAUGAGGAGACGGGGCGGUUGGAGGUGGUGAAGGAGAUUGUGCCGCAGAGCGAGCGUGGAGAGAGAAGGAUGAAUGAUGGGGGUGUGGAUGCGAGGGGCAGGUUUUGGGUGGUUGAGAUUGAUUGGGCGGCGAUGGCGAGGUACGCGGCGAUGAGGAAGAAGAAGGAAAGCAGCGGCGACGGCGGUUUGUCGGAGGAGGAGACGGGCGCAGAGGAGGAGCCAAAGGCAAGGCUGUGGCGGUUCGACCCCGAUGGAUCGUUGCACGAGAUCCUGAGUGGAGGGUUGGCUGGUGGAAAUGGGCUGGCGUGGAGCCCGGAUAACAAGGUCAUGUAUGUGAACGAUUCGCCUCGGGGGCUGGUGUACGCCUUCGAUUUUGAUCUCGAGAGCGGAAACAUUGCGAAUAAGCGGGUCUUGGUGGAUAGGAGUAGCAGCUAUGGAGACCCGGACGGGAUGGUGGUGGAUACAGAGGGAAACUUGUGGAUGGCCGGAUUGGCCUCGGAUCGCGUCAUGGUGUUCUCGCCGCAGGGAGAGCAUCUAAGGGACAUACUGCUUCCAGCCAGGAACCCGUCGUGCACGGCGUGGGGAGGAAAGGACUUUGACAUCUUAUACAUGGCAACGGGGAAGGACUGGGCAAAUGAGUCGGACGACAAGGAUGGGGGCGGACAUAUGUAUAUGUUCAAACCUGGUGGAGGCGUGAAGGGGUUUGCAAAGCACGUCUUUGCUGGCUGA